UGUGAAUAUGGGUGAUCUCGGAGAAAUCGGCUCUUUUACGCCCUGGGAUUACGUUGUGUUUGCUGCAGUUUUAGCGAUAUCUGCAGCGAUCGGAAUUUACUAUGCCGUAGUUGGGGUCGGAAAAGAGACAUCCCAGGAAUUCCUGACGGGAGGGAGAAGCAUGUCAGCUCUCCCAGUCUCUUUAUCUCUCACAGCAAGUUUUAUGUCGGCAGUAACUAUCCUGGGAACACCGGCAGAUGUCUAUCGCUACGGGGCAAUGUAUAGCAUAUUUGCUAUAUCAUACGCUUUCGUGGUUAUUAUAUGUGCAGAAAUUUUUCUUCCUCUCUUUUACAGGCUUAAUAUAACCAGCACAUACGAGUAUCUAGAAAUUCGCUUUAACAAAUUUGUGCGCAUCCUUGGGACAGUCAUAUUUAUUAUUGAAAUGGUUUUGUAUACUGGAAUUGUCAUAUAUGCUCCUGCACUUGCACUCAACCAAGUUUCAGGAUUUAACCUUUGGGGUGCAAUGGUGGCAACUGGAUUAGUCUGUACUUUCUACUGUGCCCUGGGUGGGAUAAAAGCGGUGAUCUGGACAGAUGCAUUCCAGAUUUUUAUUAUGCUGGCUGGUUUCAUAUCUGUCAUAAUCCGAGGUGUGGUGGUACAGGGCGGAAUUCAGAAGAUCAUUGAGGAUUCCUACAAUGGAGGGAGACUAAACUUCUGGGACUUUGAUCCUGACCCCUUGAGAAGACACACAUUUUGGACAAUUGUGGUUGGAGGAACUUUUCUGUGGACCGGUAUCUAUGGUAUUAACCAGUCUCAAGUGCAACGAUACAUUGCCUGUAAAUCUAGAUUUGAAGCCAAAUUGUCACUUUACUUAAAUCUUAUAGGUCUGUGGGCCAUCUUAGCCUGUGCAGUUCUAUCCGGCCUCAUCCUCUAUUCAGUAUUUAAAGAUUGUGACCCAUGGACAUCGAAAAAAAUAUCUGCUCCAGAUCAGCUCAUGCCCUUUUUGGUAUUGCUGAUUCUCAAGGACUACCCAGGAAUACCAGGGCUCUUUGUAGCUUGUGCUUACAGUGGAACGCUAAGCACUGUGUCAUCUAGUAUUAAUGCGUUAGCUGCUGUAACUGUGGAAGACCUUAUAAAGCCUUAUACAAAUCUCUCUGAGAAGAAGUUAUCAUGGAUUUCCAAAGGAUUGAGUGCUGGUUACGGUAUACUUUGCAUUGCUAUGGCAGCUGUGGCAUCAUAUAUGGGAAGCGUGAUUCAGGCAGCUUUAUCAAUAUUUGCCAUGGUGGGAGGACCUCUUCUUGGACUUUUUUCCCUAGGGAUGUUUUUCCCUUGUGCUAAUUCAGUGGGUGCUGUCGGAGGACUUCUUGUUGGAUUUAGUAUGUCACUAUGGGCUGGAAUAGGAGCACAGAUUUACCCUCCAUUACCACUAAAAAGCCGACCUUUACCACUAUGUACUAAUGGAUGUAAUGUCACCAUGGGGGCAAACUGGACAUCAAUGACUGAAAUGACGAUGUUGACUACUCUCAUGCCACCAGACGUCAAUGACAGACCUGCAAUUGCUGACUACUGGUAUUCGUUGUCCUAUUUAUACUUUAGCAUUUUGGGAACCCUUGUAACAUUGAUUGUUGGACUUAUCAUCAGUCUGUUAACAGGAGGAUUAAAACAAACUGUGAAUUCCGAUAAACUCUUUGGAAGACAGGAUUGUUCAUGUGACUUCUUUUUCUGCCAUAAACCUGACAAAACUGAUAAAGUUGAAGUUUUAGAAUGGAAAUCCCAUCCAAACUCAGGACUUGAAAACCCCGUUUUUGUGCAUGAUACUCUGGACCUCCCUGAAUUAAACAGAAAAUCAAAUUAAAAGAAAACUUCU
Pelobates fuscus (common spadefoot toad) is the source of this 1846-nucleotide messenger RNA. Its product is annotated as sodium-coupled monocarboxylate transporter 1-like. Gene Ontology annotation, biological process: sodium ion transport; propanoate transmembrane transport. Gene Ontology annotation, molecular function: organic acid:sodium symporter activity. NCBI's taxonomy places the organism in Eukaryota, Metazoa, Chordata, Amphibia, Anura, Pelobatidae. The record is from RefSeq and is a predicted model, not a curated record. The coding region runs from base 8 to 1834 and encodes 608 amino acids. The transcript is spliced from 15 exons. Gene Ontology annotation, cellular component: membrane; extracellular exosome.